Messenger RNA from Diaporthe amygdali, 1458 nucleotides. Its product is annotated as sucrose transporter. Gene Ontology annotation, molecular function: sucrose:proton symporter activity. The transcript is spliced from 4 exons. Lineage: Eukaryota; Fungi; Ascomycota; Sordariomycetes; Diaporthales; Diaporthaceae. The record is from RefSeq and is a predicted model, not a curated record. Bases 1 to 1458 code for a protein of 485 amino acids. Gene Ontology annotation, cellular component: membrane. Gene Ontology annotation, biological process: transmembrane transport.
AUGGGGUCACCGUACCUCAUGUCCCUGGGAUUCAGCAAGCCGCUGAUUCCCUUCGUCUGGCUUGCAGGCCCACUUGCCGGUGUGGUUGGGCAACCAUAUUUCGGCCUGUGUAGCGACCAGUGUCGUAUCCGCUGGGGUAGGCGAAAGGCUUUCAUUGCAGGAGGUGCCAUCGUCAUUGUAUUUUCCCUGCCUGCGCUGGCGUGGUCAGCAGAAAUUAUACACACGAUUGCGUGGAUUGUAAGCGAAAGGCAGGAUCAUUAUGUCCUGCAAACGAUGAUCAAGACAACAGCUGCUAUCCUCAUAUGGGUCCUGAACUUCGCCAUCCAGCCUCUUCAAUGCGGGCUCCGUGCUCUCAUUGUCGAGGCUUGCCCCCCGGAGCAGAUGGAUACCGCCAACGCGUGGGCUAGUCGUAUGAUCAGCAUAGGGAGCCUACUAGGCUAUGGCUCGGGUUUCGUGGACCUCUCGCAACUGAUGCAUAUUGGAGGCGGGCACACGCAGUUCAAGACCCUUGCCGUAUUAGCGGCUUGCGGCUUGGCCGCCACGGUCUCUGUAUGCUGUUGUGCGAUCCGGGAGCGAGAUCCAAAUGAGGAUGGGCCGCCUAGCAAAGAACUCAAGAGCAUGGUUGGCAAAGUUAAGCACAUAUACGGCAGUAUUUUCAAGAUACCGCCGCAGGUUGCUAUGGUUUGCAAGGUACAGCUUUGUUCAUGGAUAGGAUGGUUCUCGUUCAUGUACUACAUUACGACAUACAUUGGUGAAAUAUAUUUGAGAGACAUUCAUCCUGUGGACCUCGCAGCCCAGAAAAGGGCAAAUCAACAUGGGUCGCUCGCACUGCUCAUGUUCGCAUUUGCUCAACUAAUUUCCAGCAUCAUAGCCCCCUCUCUCAUCACCAAGCCAGAGCAGGACUUACACUCAAUCCCAGACACAUUCAGCACACGUAGGACAGCACUACCCCGAUUCCUAGCCAGGCAGCUCAGCACGUCCUGGUCCUCAUUGUGUGGCCUAUGGGUGCUCUCACACGCCAUCUUCGCAGCUUGCAUGUUCAGCACGAUCUUCGUGAGCAAAAGCAUCGUGGCCGCCACCACAUUGGUCGCAUUCGUAGGCAUCAGUGCCGCAUUGUCGCAGAUUGUGCCCUUUACUCUAAUUAGCCUCAUCCUCUCGCGGCACCAUGAGCGAGCCAUCUACCGCGCCCCUUCCUCCGAUCUCUCGCAUGAGAUCACAACGGAAAAGUCCACGACGAAUUAUGAGACCCAGCCCGGUAUUGUCAUGGGCAUACAUAAUAUGUCAAUCGCAGCCCCGCAGCUGAUUGCAGCUUUGGGAAGCAGCGUUAUUUUCUGGAUGCUCGGAACCGAUGGCCAUGGCGGCGACGAAAGCAGGAGCACCGCCUGGGUUCUGCGUGCGAGUGGCCUUGCGGCGUUAGCUGCGAUAUGGAUGACUCUGAAGUUACGGGAUAGGGGUUGA